UUUUUUAAUUCUUCUUCAAAACUAUGAUUCGAAAUUCAUAUCGAGGGGUUGGGAAGUGAGAUUAAGAUGUAGUGAAACAAACAGCUUUGUUAGUGCAACGAGCAGCGGCGAGCAAAAAUGCUUGGUGCUGCUUCCUUGAACAUCUUUUCCUCUCCUCCGCCUGUUCCUCCCAAUCACAACAACGCCAUAAACCGCAUUCCAUCUCUUCCAGUCACCCCUUUCAGAAAGCGCGUUGGCAAGGAAGAAGAAAAUUGCAGAAAACAGGGUGGCAAUGAAGAAGAACAGGCAGGACGAGGCGGGAAUGGAAAAGGAAAGGGGAAACAAGUGUACAAACAUAAAGGCUGGUACACCACGAAGGUCGGGGAGGAGAAAGGCGUGACAAUUGGAGAGGAGGGGGUGGCAUACAAAGUGGCGGGGGCGCCAUUCGAGUUCAAAUUCAGCUACUCUGAGACGCCGCGGGUGAAGCCCCUGGCGCUGCGAGAGCCUCCAUACGUUCCCUUCGCGCGGCAGGACUUCGCCAGGCCAUGGACUGGUAGAGCCCCUCUUUCAAAAUCCAAGAAAAUGCUGCCCAAACUCCACUCUUCCCGCCCCGUCAAGCCCCUCAGCCCCUUCCUUAUGGUCAAUGGCCCUAAUUAUCGCGCUCCCACCAGGGAAGAGAUUUUGGGUGAGCCCCUUACCAAAGAGGAAAAACAACAGCUUCUACUCAAGAGCAUACGCUGCACCCGUCAAGUCAAUCUCGGAAGGGAUGGCUUAACCCAUAAUAUGUUGGAACUAAUCCAUACUCACUGGAAGCGUCAGCAAGUUUGUAAAAUAAAAUGCAAAGGUGUUCCUACAGUAGAUAUGGAAAAUGUUUGCCAUAAUCUUGAGGAGAAAACUGGAGGAAAGAUUAUUUAUCGUCAUGGUGGAGUUGCUCAUCUUUUCCGUGGCCGGAACUAUAAUUACAAAAGCCGCCCAAGGUUUCCCUUGAUGCUUUGGAAACCUGCAACACCUGUCUAUCCAAAGCUGAUUUUAAGGGCUCCUGAAGGACUGACAGUCGAAGAAGCAGAUGCCUUAAGAAGGAAAGCACGACAUUUACCAGCUAUUUGCAAAUUAGGGAAAAAUGGUGUCUAUCUUAGUCUUGUAAGAGACAUCAGAGAUGCUUUUGAAGAAACAGAGCUGGUACGGAUAAAUUGCCAUGGAAUGAAACCUACAGAUUAUAAAAGAAUAGGUGCCAAACUGAAGGAGCUGGUUCCUUGUGUACUGCUUUCUUUUGAUAAAGAGCAUAUUCUUAUGUGGAGAGGCAAGGAAUACAAAGUUAAGAAUCCAAGAAAAAGUGUCCCGGUUCAUUCUGCUUAUGGCAGUGAAUGUGUCAGUGAUGAUUCGACCAAUUCUAGGGUUGCUGACAUUCCAUUGCCUGAUCAAAUCGUUUGUACUAAGUUGGGGCAAUCAACUAACUUGAACAAAGAAUUAGUAAAGCAAAGUGUUUCUUCAUCUAAAGAUACUUCUCUUGAAGAUGAUAUGACCACUAAUAAAUGCAGAGAACCUCUUGAGGAUGAAUCCAGCAAGUUGCAUAUUUCAAUGCAGCCCAUAGAUUUUCUGGCUUCGGUUGAAAAAGAUAGAUAUGGUAUUGAUAAUUCCAGAGAUGAAACGGAUAUAAUGGUAAAAGAUUCAAGUGGAUUUGCAAAUGCUUCAAAGAGAAGUGAAGUAGUACAUGCUUCAGGCAGGGAAUGCCAAUCAAAUGGUACUCGUGUCACUGAAUACACUGGUGGUAAUUUAUCAACUGAUGAUACCACUGUUACUGUAAAUUCUUCUGAAAUAUUGUCAGAAUCAGUGCAUUUUCCAUCAACAGGAGAUAAAGUGUUCAACGCAAAAUGUAUGGAGACUGCAGGGAAUGAUAAUCUUGAUUUAUUAAAGCUUGAUUGUCCAAAACUGAAUCAUAUGCAUGUAGUUGGUUACGAGUCUGAAGAUAGAGAUACCAAGGAAAAGGGAAGUCUGACAACAAAAGAAGAUAAUGAAUGCAGCAAAACAGCAAGCAUUGAGUCCUUAUGGCAGCAAGCAGUUGAAUCAAGGCUAGCUUUAUUGUUGGAUGGACCUUGUUUGGAUCCAGAUGGUAUCAUGGAAAAUUACGUCAACUCUGCACAAACAGCACCCUCAGGACCAGACAUCAAGCAUAAACAUGCUUUGUCAGCUAGAAAGGAUAGGAGACAUAGGAAGAAAUCUGCUAAAGAUGAAAGAAAUCAAUCUGAAGGGAAGAAAACAUAUCAACAUAUAAAUUCCAAGCAAGUGGAAGAAAUACUUCCUUCCUCAGAUAAAGUACCUCCUGGGAUGCUGCCUUUGGAUGAUCUUGCUAAGCUUCUUUUGGCACCAUGAGUUUGUACUUAACAUGUAAAGAAACAUAAUCGUGAAUUUAUGACUUCAAAUUUUCGUGUACAUAUUUCAUAUGUAAAUAGUUUUAGGUUUAAACUUGAUUCUGAUCAUGACAUCGUAUAUACAGGGGAAGGUAUGUCCUAAAUCAGUAAUUUGCGAUAAAACUGUAAAUUCAAUUUGCACAGAGGCCUUAAUCAUUAUAUUGUCAAAAGCGUGUAACAAACGACCAAUAUAUAUGGAUAUUCAUUUCUACUUCUAA
Cryptomeria japonica (Japanese cedar) is the source of this 2605-nucleotide messenger RNA. RefSeq names its product CRS2-associated factor 2, chloroplastic. Bases 118 to 2349 code for a protein of 743 amino acids. Gene Ontology annotation, biological process: Group II intron splicing. Lineage: Eukaryota; Viridiplantae; Streptophyta; Pinopsida; Cupressales; Cupressaceae. The record is from RefSeq and is a predicted model, not a curated record. The transcript is spliced from 5 exons. Gene Ontology annotation, molecular function: RNA binding.